Molecule: messenger RNA, 996 nt
Organism: Purpureocillium takamizusanense
Lineage: Eukaryota; Fungi; Ascomycota; Sordariomycetes; Hypocreales; Ophiocordycipitaceae
Exons: 1
Coding region: 1-996 (331 amino acids)
Source: RefSeq, a predicted model, not a curated record
AUGCUUGCAACUCUCAAAUAUACGGACUUGAGGAGUGAGCCCAUCCCGGGCGACGACCGCAUCUGGGGUAAUGACCUGUAUCCGCCUCCCGUGAUUGACGAGACCUACGUCGGCAAAUAUUUGGCUCGCAUGGGCACGGAGCGAACGCUGGCAUCCAACGACGUCGAGAGCAAGCAACUUGACUUGUUAAGCGCUUCACCACCAACAUGGCUUAACCAUCCCUCACACAUUAUACCUGGAAAAUACCCCAAAGCGCUCUCCCCUCCUCGCCGCAUCUUAGCCCCUUCCCUCAACUUUUACCCCCCGGAUUCCCCACCAAACCUCUUUCCAUCCGCCCUGAGCUUCUUCACAAGUAUUCCGUGGUGCUCCCGUCUGAUUCAUGAUGGUUCGCCCACGUGCGGCCGAAUUCCUGGACAUGGCCAGGCCAUCACCUUCAUCCCUCAGUGCUUCAACCCAGCUAGCUCGCGGCACGAGCAAUUCAUUGGAGAUACACUAUCCCACGGGUACAGCAGAGCUGGCGCCGCCGCCACCACAGAAGAGACGGCAAGCAGCCUCCUCGACAGAAAACAACCCCCUCUACGACACAUGCUUUCGCUUUUCCGGCCCAGCGACGACUCACAUCUCCACGAUCCAGCGAGGCCCAUCCUGCGCGUUGCUACGUUGUUUGCCUUUGGCGCGGGCACUUCUGGCUAUGAAGGCAUUCUUCACGGCGGGCUGAUUGCAACGCUGCUCGACGAGAGCCUCGCCAUUGUCAACGAACUCAACUCGGCCCUUGGCAAGAUAGGCUCCGUGUUUACGACUGUCAGCGUUACGGCGUCCCUGAAUAUCAGAUUUCUAGCGCCCGUGCCGGUGACCGAAGAAGCCGUGUGCGUGACAACCUGGAUAGACGACGUUCAAAGCCGCAACACCAUCAUGAAGGGGGAGAUGACUGGUUCCAAUGGGGACAAGUUUGCCACAGUGGAGAGCGUCUGGGUUGCCGUUGGUGCUGGCAAUUAG